AUGAAUCGUCUUCUUCAAUCCACUAUCAGGAAUGCCACCCAGGCAACCUACGCAAAAGAUCUUUCAUCUAGUAGAAGUUUGCAGAAACUUCAGGCUCUGGUAUUAUCCAAAUGGAAUAGUACUGAGGCAUCUGUUCAGAAAGAUGUUUCAUCUACUGAUAAUAAAGGCUUCAAGGGGCAUGAUAUGUUGGCGCCAUUUACUGCUGGAUGGCAGACAACGGACUUGAACCCUCUUGUAAUUGAGAAGUCUGAGGGUUCAUACGUCUAUGACCAUAAUGGGAAAAAGUAUCUUGAUUCCCUUGCUGGGUUAUGGUGCACUGCUUUAGGGGGGAAUGAACCUCGUCUUGUUGCUGCUGCAACAAAACAACUUAAUACGUUGCCAUUCUACCACUCGUUUUGGAACCGAACAACAAAGCCCUCUUUGGAUCUUGCAAAGGAGCUUUUGGAAGUUUUUACUGCAAAUAAAAUGGCAAAGGUCUUUUUUACAAACAGUGGAUCAGAAGCUAAUGAUAGUCAGGUUAAGCUGGUUUGGUAUUACAAUAAUGCCCUUGGAAGGCCAAACAAGAAGAAAUUUAUUGCUCGAGCAAAAUCAUAUCAUGGUUCAACACUUAUAUCAGCCAGUCUUUCUGGUCUUCCCGCGCUACAUCAGAAAUUUGAUCUGCCGGCUCCGUUCGUAUUACACACUGACUGCCCACAUUAUUGGCGAUAUCAUCUGCCAGGUGAAACGGAGGAAGAGUUCUCUAGCAGAAUGGCCAAAAAUUUGGAGGAUCUUAUCCUGAAAGAGGGACCGGGGACGAUUGCUGCGUUCAUUGCCGAACCAGUUAUGGGGGCUGGAGGAGUGAUUCCUCCACCUGCAACUUACUUUGAGAAGAUUCAGGCUGUAGUGAAGAAGUACGAUAUUCUUUUCAUUGCUGAUGAGGUAAUAUGUGCAUUUGGAAGGCUUGGAUCAAUGUUUGGGUGCGACAAGUAUAACAUAAAACCUGAUCUUGUCUCCAUAGCAAAGGCACUUUCUUCUGCCUAUGUGCCAAUCGGAGCUGUUCUCGUGAGCCCUGAAAUCAAUGACGUUGUUUAUUCUCAAAGCAACAAACUUGGUUCUUUCUCCCAUGGAUUCACUUAUUCUGGACACCCUGUAUCAUGUGCUGUUGCAUUGGAAGCUCUCAAGAUCUACAAGGAGAGAAAUAUUGUUGAGAAAGUGAAUAGCAUAGCCCCAAAAUUUCAAGAAGGUGUGAAGGCAUUUUCCGACAGUCCCAUCAUUGGGGAGAUACGAGGAACUGGAUUGAUCCUUGGGACAGAAUUUGCCAAUAACAAGUCACCUGACGAUCCGUUUCCUGCUGAAUGGGGAGUUGGUUCAUAUUUUGGAGCACAGUGUGAAAAACAUGGAAUGUUAGUGCGUGUUGCUGGUGACAAUAUAAUGAUGUCUCCUCCAUUUAUAAUGACUCCGGGAGAGGUCGACGAGGUAAGGGACUCCAUGUUACUUUAUGCAUCAUUGACCGUUGUUGAGAAAUUUAUAGCUUCAUGUGUUAUAUGUUACUUGGAGGGUGGCUCUCUUCAAGGAUCUGUUUUUUUAAAGUUCUAG
Fraxinus pennsylvanica is the source of this 1575-nucleotide messenger RNA. The record is from the annotation of a GenBank genome assembly. NCBI's taxonomy places the organism in Eukaryota, Viridiplantae, Streptophyta, Magnoliopsida, Lamiales, Oleaceae.